UUUUUUCGCACGUUUUUUUAGCUUUUUAUACAUAUUUAGUUAAUUUAUUGACAGAAGAUUUGUAAAAUUAGCUGACAAAAUUAGGUUUAAAUAAAGGAUGCAAGCCUACGGCACUUUGGACGUAAAGUGGGCCAAAGGCUUCAAGGGGGAUCGGUUAUCCCACGUUGAUCGCGACAUGGUUUGUUUCUCGUGCGGGAACAGCAUUAAGUUUGUUAACGUGGUUACUGGCGCUGAGAGCGUGUUCCAACCACCGGGUGGUGCUGUGUGUCAAGUGACAUCAUCAUCGCAUCACCGGAUGUUUGCUGUAGCAGAAGAAGGACUGAACCCAAUUAUCACAAUUUAUAAUUUCCCAUCUUGUGAAGUGGUGUGUGCAUUAGAAGCUGGUGCACUUCUUGGAUAUUCACAACUCCAGUUUUCAUUCAAUGGAAGUUUUUUCGCGGCAACUUCAUCAAUUCCUGACUUCUCUAUAUUUGUGUGGGAUUGGCAAACCGGGAAGUUAAAAUGUCAUGAAAAGCUUCCAGGGGAAUCCCCUGUGACAUCACUACUCUUUAACCCGCUAAACAAACGAGAAAUUUCUACGAUUUCUGAGACUCAUGUUUCCAUAUGGACGUUGGAGGAAUGCAACGAAAUAUCGACCAUGAAAUCUAAAGUUGUGAAUCUUCCCACUACUGAUGGUGUAAUCCUCUCAAAUGGUGAAGACCUCGCGUCACGAUCGGGGACACGACAAGGAUUUAACGUUCAUCUCCCAACGUCGACAAGAGCUGGCUUGGUGGGUGGAAACGCAGACAAGUUUGAGCCACCUGAGCUUCGGCGCCCUCGUGUGAUCCCAUCCUCGCAAUGUUGGUCAAGUCGCGGUGAAAUAUACGUCGGGUGCGUCGGUGGGCAACUGUUUCGUGUCGAUGGGGCAAGCGGUAACCCUGCUUUGUUGCUGGGUGGAAUAUCUGAUUCGUUAUUGGUAGGCGAGAUAGAAUGUGGAAUGUUUCACAGUAUUUCAUUGAAUUCUGAAGGAUUAGUAGCAGGGGGGGACGAUGGGACGCUCAGGUUGAUACAACUUGAUAAUAAUGGUGUCAAGAUAACAGAGUUACACAAAGGCAUGCAACCGAUCACUUGCCUCAGCUUUGCCCCCCCACUUUAUGUCGACCUCGUUCUAUCGACAUCCAGUGGUGAAAUACAACAUUAUAGUUUGGUUGAGCGAGAAUGUGGGCCGAUAAUCACGACGAGAACCGGAGAUUUUGUUGGGGCGGGUUUUACAUGCGCUGGCAAGCUGGCUGUGACUUGUCGUGAGGAUGGGGAACUCCAAAUAUGGUCGUGUGAAGACGGCUCUCUUGUCGCAAGUUUCUCCUUGUGCACAAGGACCUGUUCCUUAUCAUGUUGUCCAUCAAGCCCAGUGGUUGCCAUCGGCACAUGGACGGGACAUGUUUGUUACAUUGAUACAAGCUCGUUACUCUCCGAAGAAAUCAACCUCCGACAAGUUGGUUCAACAAGAAUACACCAUUCACCAGUUACAUACUUAAAGUACAAUGCUGGGGGUGAUUUUCUCCUCACAGCAUCCGAAGACGAACCUCACAUAUUUAUCAUUGAUGCAAAACCAUCCUCAGGGUUCCAAUGCAUAGGAUACGUAGACUGUGACGGAACAAUCAAAGAUAUUUCAAUUCAUCACAAUAGUUCAACAUCAACUGUACUUGCUGUGAUGUCACAAUCGAAUGACAAUGGAGAUUAUGAUUCAAACAAUCUCAUUAUGUUCUCACUUACAUCUGAGUUGCUUAGCAACACCGACGGCCAUUUUGUUUCACUUAGAAACAAUUUCAAAGAUACUUCCGUAAAGUUAACCCGACACUCGUUAUCCGUGUCGGUUGAUUCUGCUAUUGUCACAACUAUUGGCGAUAACAUAGAAAUAGCAGCUUUGUCGUCGGAAAGCAAGAAUUUACUCCAGUUUAAAUUACCUCAUACAACCCAGGGCCCAACCCCCAUCCACCCAGUGUCUGAACAUUAUGGCCACCAACUAUCUGGAGGUUCCGUCAUAUUAUCCCCGCAUGGAAAAUGGGUUGCUUCAUUUGCUCCAGAUGGCGAUGUUAUUGUUAGGGAUGUGUCCAACUGGGAUAGCAUCACAAGGUUCCAACCACACUCCUACAUACACGGUGGGGUAAAAACUUUGACGUUUUCACCGGAUGCUUCUCACUUCAUAUCUGUUGGAUAUUCCGAUCAGGCUUGUAUGUGCUACCAAUGGAAUUUCACAAGUAAAGGCCAAUCUGCUGGCAACAAUGCUGUUGAAUACGCGCGUGUAUUGAACAUGAGGUUACGAAGUGUAAUGGACGUGGAAGGUGACGUGUUGGCUGCCAUGGAGGAAUGGUCGCCAUCUACAAAAAUUGCAACUCCUGACCAAGAAGAACAAGACGUUAGUGAUGUCACAAGACCCAAGUCUGGUGCUCGUAGUGAAGUGACAAUGACCCCAACCCCGACCCCACAGUCCGAUGCGACGUGGCUCGAUGCACGGACGUUGCUUGCUGUCAAAGAAGAGAAUGCUAAAUAUGACGAGGUGAAGAGAGACCUCAGGAAGAACAUCAAAGAAUUAAGAAAAACGAUCCUCGGGAUGAUGGAAAACAAUAAUUCUCUCCCCGAUUUGGAGCAACUUCGUCACGAUGAAUAUAACCUCGAUACGGAUGAGCAGUCCAAGAUGCAAGAACAACAGGAUCAAAGGGUUCAGGAGAUUCGCGAGGAAAUUGAAUUUGAAAAUUUGGCUCAGCGUUACUUGGCGUAUUUGAUCACCAAGCAAUGCUGGGAUGAUAUGGUUACGAAGGGUCGAUCAUUGAAAGGAUUCACUUCCAGUUGUUCGGUCACCAACUACCCAACCACCAGUGUUUCCAGUGAAGAAAAUGCAAUCCUAAAUAAAGUGUCAAGGAUGAGAAAGAUCGAAAUGGCGCUCAACACUGUCCAAAAGUCGAUCGUGGAGACGGGAACGAAACAAGGAGGCGACGAAGAUGAAGAGGAAGAGAAAGUUGGUCUGUCUCUUCAUGGGAGUUUGGGACCUAACUACUCAGGAGGGAACGAGAUGUUUUACUCACAGUUUGAUCUUCACACAAGAGAAGAAAAGAUCACACAGAUUAUUUUGGUCAAGGAUGCAAUCCGAAGAAUCAAGUCUUCCUUUAAUGAAGCGUUCACGAACAUUUUCCGUAACAAAGAACAAGAGAUCACAAGAACAAUGGAACGUAAUGUGAGGAUAAGGGAAAUAAUGAAGGAACUCGAUUUAGACGCCGACUCGGUGAAAGAUCCACAAAUGGACGUUGAUGAAAAACCUGAGAAAGUUUUCAUUGUUACCGAUGAUGAGGUCACGGUUGAACGAGUCCUCAGUAAAGAGCAGCAGAAGGAGAAGGAGGAGCAGGAGCGUGUGGAGCAGGAGAGGAAGGAAGCGGCGAAGCAAGACAACAAACGUGAACGUGCGUUAACGGACAUGAUGGGAGGGGUGUUGGAGGUCAAGAAGGAAGAUGCUCUUAAACAGGAUAUUCCAACCCCCGACUUUAUGGAUGAGAAGUUAGAGAAAGACUGGACUGACGAGGAAAAGAAAAAGGCAAAAGAACAUCAGAAGAAACUAAAAGACUUGCAAGAAGAAAGAGAAAAAUAUCGAAAAAACCUCGAGAAUGAAUUAAAGAAACUCCAGCAGAAUAAUCUGGAUGCGAUCACCAACUACGAUGAAUCACUUCAACAGUUGUUUAACAGGAAAGUAAAAACAGAGAUGGUCGUAAACCAGGAGGAACUUAAGAUCCUCCGGAUGACGCAAGCCAUCAUGGUGGCUGAUGAACUCGCAACUCAUGAAGAUCAACUUAACAAACUAUUAGAGCUCAAGAACAAGUUUAAGGCGAGUUCAUCAUCUAGAUUGGAAGAUAUUCAGAUGCUGGUGAAAGAUUACGAAGAAAUCAACGACAGCACGAUCGCUGAGGAUAAAAUGUUGGAUCGAGCGUUUAAACGAGAUUUCUCUGACGUCCCUCUUUCUAUUAGUGAUCAACUGUAUAAGUUGUUCAAGAGAAGACCGAGACAGCAGAAGCCACGCACGUUAGCCGAGCGAUCAAACAGUCUCGACCCCUACGGUGUUUCGGACUUUUCGGCCGAAGUAACAAUAUUUUCAACACAAGAUGGCCUUGCUGAGCUCGACAGUGAGGUUAAUAUUCCUGAAGGGGUGGAUAGCGCCCUCUGGGAGCGAUUGUGUAAUGCAAGGCGUAACAAAGUUGAAAGUGAAUCGAACGUUAAACAAAGCGUAACCACGCUUGCGGAUAUGAUGAAGUAUUUACAUCAUCGCCAAAACGAGGAUGAAGUUCUGGAACAUUCUAUUGAUGAUGUCAUAAAGCAACAAACCAAAUUAUGCGAAGACUCCAUGAAGAAUAUGUUGAACCUUGAGGUCCAGUUCCUGCUGAAGCAGGGUCAAGUUGAGAUUAACUGUGGGCCUUUCAUAUCUGAUUAUUCCGACAGUAUCCUUAUACACAGAGGAGUGGUGGAAGAUCUUAAUGGAACAAUAAGGACAUUAGGUGAAAGUAAAGUAGCGGCCAUGACAGAAAGCAAAGACUUCAAGAAAGGAAUCCACCAGUUAGAAUGGGAGAGGAAGAGAAUGGUGAUGCAGAUGGAAGAUCUUCAUAACAGAGCUCGUCACAUUCAGAUGCUUAAACUUACCAAGGACCUACAAGCUUUCUUGAAUGAAGAGAACAAUGCAGCGAAACAAUCGCAACAAGUGGCCGUUCUAGAACAAACUUUGGCCCUUCAGGACAAACAACUUCAGAAGAAUAUUUCACAUAAAAGCAAAUUGCAUAGAGAUCUUGAACGCACGAUACGGUUGAAGGAGCAAGAGAACCACCAGCUUGACAGGGUGUUAGAGGAACUCCAUGUUUCAGUUUCCGAACGAAAGAAUAUCGCUGAUGUUAAUGCUGGUGAACGUGCUAAAAACACAGCAGACAAACGAUUGAAAGGAAUCGUCCAGCGUCGCAAACUUGUUGAUCUUGCAAAGGCUCAAGCACAAGAGGUAGCUGUACUGCGUGCAGAAGUGGAAAGACUUCGGAUGAAAACUUUCCCUGCUCUUGUUCAAGUGGAGCGCUGAAUCUGGCAACACUGUUAACUUUAUUAUUAUCUGGAAACACUGUAAUAUUAUAUUUCUAUGUGCUGUUAAAGUUUGCUUUGAAUAAAAGAUAAUGCCAUUAGUUGUUACAGGUGUGAGGAUGCAGGUUUAAUUAAAGCAGUGUUUUCGCACCAGAUUAACAGCUAUUGCUUGAAUAGAUUUAAACCAAAGAUUGAGAACCACUGCUUUGAAUUGUCUUAACACAGACCUAUAUAUGGAAGAUGACAUAAUAGAGCAGAAGUAGUCUUUAGGAUAGCAUUUGAACAAACUAACUUACCAAGAUGAGAAACUGUUGUGAACUAGCGAACAAUUACUAAUCCAGGACUGCUAUUAGGACAAACUUACCAGGAAUUGUUGAACUUGCAGCUUACACAUAAAUACUCACAGCAUGUGGGUUCAUGUCUCAGAGCUUCAGUAUUUCUUCAUUUCUUGAAGUUAUUAUAUUUAAGUCAGACAAGCAGACAUCUCUUUUGAAUAUUUGGGUGGCCCCAUAGGGGCCGAGGGGAUAGAUGGUUUGGGGGUUUUGGUUUAUUUCAGGGGGUGUAUUGUAGGGUAAGGGGUAGGGGGGUCAUUAGGGGUAGAUGGGGUAAAAGGGUAAGUGGAACAAGGGUUUAUAAAAUGUGAAAAAAAAA
This is a messenger RNA of Ciona intestinalis (vase tunicate), 5730 nucleotides long. The record is from RefSeq and is a predicted model, not a curated record. Lineage: Eukaryota; Metazoa; Chordata; Ascidiacea; Phlebobranchia; Cionidae.